UUGGUUCAGCGCCUGACGUCCUGACCCUCUCCUUUCUGCAAUUCAAGGGAAAGACAAGAUCUUGCACAAGGCACCCUGAAUCUGCUCUCUGCAAGGGAAGGGCGACAUGGAGCCUCUCUGGCUGCUCAUCCUGCUCUCUGUCCCAGUGUUGUCUCCAGCCCACAACACCACGGUGUUCCAGGGCAUGGCAGGCCAGUCCCUGCGGGUCUCCUGCCCCUACAACUCCUUGAAGCACUGGGGGAGACGCAAAGCCUGGUGCCGCCAGCUGGGUGAAGGGGACCAAUGCCAGCGGGUGGUCAGCACCCACAGCUCAUGGCUGCUGUCCUUUGUGAAGAGGCGGAAUGGGAGCACGGCCAUCGCAGACGACACCCUGGGUGGCACCCUUACCAUUACACUGAAGAAUCUUCAAGCUCACGAUGCUGGCCUCUACCAGUGUCAGAGUCUCCAUGGCAGUGAGGCUGACACCCUCAGGAAAGUCCUAGUGGAGGUAUUGGCCGACCCCCUUGAUCACCAGGACCCUGGUGAGCUCUGGAUCCCCAAGGAUGCCCAGGUGGAGCACAGCAUCUCCAGGAGCCUCUCAGAAGAGGAGAUCCCCUUUCCAUACACUUCCAUCCUUUUCCUCCUGGCCUGCAUCUUUCUCAUCAAACUUCUAGCAGCCAGUGCCCUCUGGGCUGCGGCCUGGCAUGGGCAGAAAUGGGGGACAUCCCCAGCCAGGGGGCCUGACUGCGGCCAUGACCCAGGCCACCAGCUCCAGACUCUGACAGUGUGUUGCAGGGCUGAGAGACACCUGAGAGGAGAGGACCCCACGUGGGACAGCAGGCCCUGAGAGGUCUGCACACUUGCCCUUCAGCCACCAAGACUCCUGGUUCUGCUCUGGCAAAUCACCACUUUGCCUGUGCUCUACUUCCCCUGGCCCCAGGUGUGUGUGUGCGCACUCGUGUGGCACAUGUGCCUUGGAGGUGGAAAGACCAUCUACCCACUUCUAGACAUUAGACAUCAAGCAUUUUCACAAAUAAAUCUGAGACUGCAUGUUUAACUGGAUUGUUUUGGGGCAUCAGGAAGCUCUUCUCUUUUGCUUCAGUGCCAGGAGAAUAAAUUUUGAUGAGCAAAAA
Messenger RNA from Phyllostomus hastatus (greater spear-nosed bat), 1112 nucleotides. RefSeq names its product triggering receptor expressed on myeloid cells 2 (gene TREM2). The transcript has 5 exons. NCBI's taxonomy places the organism in Eukaryota, Metazoa, Chordata, Mammalia, Chiroptera, Phyllostomidae. The record is from RefSeq and is a predicted model, not a curated record. Gene Ontology annotation, molecular function: signaling receptor activity. Gene Ontology annotation, cellular component: cell surface. Bases 107 to 826 code for a protein of 239 amino acids.